AUGGAAUCUCCUCCGCAGCCACCGCCGCAGCCGCCUGCCGUUGACCUCUCGCUCGCCUUGUCGUCGUCGCCGCCGUCGUCACGGAAUCAGGUCGUCCGCCUCUACCCCUGUCUCUUCUGCGACAAGAAGUUCCUCAAGUCGCAGGCCCUGGGGGGCCACCAGAACGCGCACAAGAAAGAGCGGAGCGUCGGGGGGAAUCCGCUCCUCUACCUCGCGCCCCCCGUCGCCGGCCACGGCGCCUCCUUCCCCAUCGCCUCCCACGCGUGCAGGCCGGCCCACGUCGACUACCGCUGCCGCCGCCCCGGGGACCCUCGGUUCGAGUGCGUUGAGACCGUCGACAUGCUUAAUUGGCAGAGAGCAUCGCAUCCCCAGCAUGCUAUGGCCGCUGUUACUACUACCGCUGCUACUGGUGAAGAAGACAGAUCCGCCAUGAUUGAUCUAUCCUUGAAGCUUUAA
This is a messenger RNA of Zingiber officinale, 456 nucleotides long. RefSeq names its product zinc finger protein KNUCKLES-like. Bases 1 to 456 code for a protein of 151 amino acids. The record is from RefSeq and is a predicted model, not a curated record. NCBI's taxonomy places the organism in Eukaryota, Viridiplantae, Streptophyta, Magnoliopsida, Zingiberales, Zingiberaceae. The transcript has a single exon. Gene Ontology annotation, molecular function: DNA-binding transcription factor activity.